Rhodotorula graminis WP1 is the source of this 2363-nucleotide messenger RNA. RefSeq lists its product as uncharacterized. Lineage: Eukaryota; Fungi; Basidiomycota; Microbotryomycetes; Sporidiobolales; Sporidiobolaceae. The record is from RefSeq and is a predicted model, not a curated record. Gene Ontology annotation, biological process: NAD+ metabolic process; NADP+ biosynthetic process. The coding region runs from base 221 to 2323 and encodes 700 amino acids. The transcript is spliced from 7 exons. Gene Ontology annotation, molecular function: NAD+ kinase activity.
CAAGAAGCUGCGCAGCCGCGCGUCCGACUACGGCCAGGACUCGGCGCAGGCCCACCGUGUCGGCGAGCAGCACCACGAGCAGCAGGAGGGCGCCGUCGACCCGCAGCUCGUCCUCCCCGACACGGGCGUCGACUCGGGCGACUCGGGCGACGAGACGAGCGACGACGAGAAGAACACGUGGACGCGGCAGCUCGCCGAGACGGCCGUCAGCGUGCGCGAGAUGAGCAGGCAGCUCGGUCGCGCACGCGUCGUGUCGCACAUCCAGUCGGUCAUGAUCGUCACCAAAGCGCGCGACAACCAGCUCACGCGUGUCACGCGCGAGCUCGCCCUGUGGCUCAUGAAGACGCCCCGAGACGGAAAGGACCGCGGCCUCAUCGUCUACGUCGACUCGCAGCUCCAAAAGUCGAAGCGCUUCGACGCCCCCGGCCUGCAGCGCGAGAACCCCGAGCUGUUCCGCCCUCUGCCGCACCGCCGUUACUCGCGCACCUCGUCGUCCGCCUCUCUCGCGACCGACGCGCAGCCACGGCGCGACGGCAUGCACACGCCGGGCGCCGGGCGCGGCGGCGGCGCCCUCACGCCGUUGACGAUGACCAACCUGAGCGAGGCGCUCCUCAAGCGCAACAGCUCGAUCUCGUCGUCGAGCGGCGAGGCCCAUGCGGCCAAGCGCAACGUUCACGACCCGGACGAGGGCCAGCUGCGCUACUGGACCAACGAGAUGUGCCGCAAGAGUCCGCACCUGUUCGACUUUGUCGUGACGCUCGGCGGCGACGGCACCAUCCUGUACACGUCGUGGCUCUUCCAGCAGGUCGUGCCGCCCGUCAUCCCGUUCGCGCUCGGCUCGCUCGGGUUCCUCACCAACUUCGACAUCGCCAACUUCCGCGAGACGCUCAACGCGGCCAUCGACACGGGCGUGCGCGUCAACCUGCGCAUGCGCUUUACGUGCACCGUGUACCGCGCCGUGACGGACGACGGCACGUGCAAGCGGCGCGCGGUCCGCAGCGGCAAGACGGGCGGCAUCUUCAUGAAGAGCCUCACGCGCGAGGGCUGGGACGCCAUCGAGAGCGGCAAGCCGCUCGGCACGCCCGGCGGGCGCGACAAGGAGAUCAAGUGCUUCUCGACCCGAGCGGUCGAGAGCUUCGAGGUGCUCAACGACCUCGUCGUCGACCGUGGCCCGAGCCCGUACGUCUCGCAGCUCGAGCUGUUCGGCGACGAGCACCACAUGACGACGGUCCAGGCCGACGGCCUGACCGUCUCGACCCCGACCGGCUCGACCGCCUACUCGCUGUCCGCCGGCGGCUCCCUCGUCCACCCCGAGAUCCCCGCCAUCCUCAUCACGCCCAUCUGCCCGCACACCCUCUCGUUCCGCCCGAUGCUCCUCCCCGACAGCAUGGAGCUGCGCAUAUGCGUCCCGUACAACUCGCGCAGCACGGCGUGGGCCAGUUUCGACGGGCGAGGGCGAGUCGAGCUUCGUCAGGGCGACCACAUCAAGGUGACGGCGUCGCCGUACCCGUUCCCGACCGUGUGCGCCGACAAGCAGUCGACCGACUGGUUCCACUCGAUUGCCCGCACGCUCAAGUGGAACGAGCGCCAGCGCCAGAAGAGCUUUGUCAUCCUCGAGGAGGGCCGCAAGAAGCCUCGCUCGUCGUCGAGCGGGCCUGUCAAGCCGGACAAGGCGGGCCCGUCCGCCGCGGCGGCAGUCGACUCGGCGCCGAGGAGGAAGCAGACGUCGUUCGCGCCCGAUCCUGUCCAGGCGCCAGCAGCUGUCGCCGAGGACGAGGAGGACGAUGACGAGGAGGAGGAGGAGGAGGAGGACGAUGAGGGCGACGACACCGAGGAGGAGUACGACAUCGACGACGUGUCGGAGAGCACGACGAACGCGUCGUCGCCCUCGCUCGUCGCCUCGGAUGCCCCGCCGCACGGCCACCACCGCAACCACACGGCGUCCUCAUCCUCGUCGUCCAACCUCCCUCCCCUCAUCCACGGCCACGCCGAGCCGUCGGGCUCGCCCGCGCUCGUCUCGCACUCGCAGGCGACGGGCCACCCGAUCUCGGCGCAAGACCUCGUCGACAUGUCGUCCAACGCGUCGUCCAUCUCGGUCGACAUCCAGGACGACCCGACUGAGCGGUACGCGACGCAGCCGCCGCGCGCUCGUGGGCGGUCGAGGAGCAGGGGCAGGACGGCGCUCAAGGACGCGAGGCGGGCGAGCAAGGGGGCGCAGGAGAGCGACGCGGACCAGAGCGAGGACCGGGCGUUUGCCGUCGUCGGGCACGACGAGGACGACGAGGACGACUCGUCGCAGCAGAGCGUUUCGGACCAGGAGUAGCAUGUCGCAUAGUCGCUUGUCAUUGUACUUGUUCCCCUUU